AUGACUCAAAAUUUUGUAAUUUUAAUCUCUAAUGAUAAAUAAGUUGAAAUUGACUAAACAUUUAUUAAUUGUCAAUCUCAAACAAUAGCCAUUUUUGAUUUUGGUUUUUCACAAACAGCUAAUAAAUUAGAUUUCAACUAUCCUGAUGGAAUUACUUAGAAUACUUGUAAUUAAAACAAAGUAACUGAAAUUAAAAUUGUUAACAAUACCAUAUAUACAUUAUCAAUAAGUUAAACAGGUGGACAAUUAAUAUCUUUAGAUUCUUUUGGAAUUGUUCAAUAGGCUUAUGCGAUAGAUAUUCCUAACAUUGAAAAAGUUAAAUUUGAGAUUAAUAAAGAAACUAUAAUUUUUAUUUACAAGACAUAUGAUGCAUAAAAUUGGAGUUUAAGAAUUUGCAAUAAGAUAUUGAUAAUCAUUUUUAUUAAAAUUGAUUUUAUUCCUGGAAAUUCAGAUGUUUAAUUGGCUAUUGUGGCUAACAACCUAUUCAUAUAAUGGACUUAAAAUGAUAACCUUAAAAGUUCCUCAUUUUAGUUCAUAGAUUUAUAAGGAAAUGAGCUUUCAACAGGAGUUAUAUCAAGUGAUGCUUAGAUUAGCAGCACCCAAAUAGUUGUUUUGAUGAAAGGAUAUGUUGGAUUUACUUGGACCGUUCAAAACGAAAAUGGUCAAUGGGAAAUUUCCUAUGCUGUCAUGAAUUAAAGUGGAUAAUUUGUUGAUUAAAUGGAGAUCUAAUGUUCUGAAAAUUGUAAAGAAUGCCUUACUGAGAGAUACUGUACAUAAUGUUAACCAAGAUAUAUUAUAUAAGAAAUUAGUUAAAAUGAAAACUAUUGUUUGAAAUAAUGUGAUCCUAAUUGCAAAUCAUGUGAUGAUAACAAAAAUUGUUAGCUUUGCAAAGACACUUAUUAUUUAGAAAAUGAUUCUUGUAUUUUAGAUGAAGUAUAAGUUAAGGCAAUUAGGAUUAAUUAAGAAGUGUCAUUAGGUUUGAAAAAUUAAGAGGGGGUUAAAUUUAGUGAUGGUUCUAUCAUAAUGUUUUGGUCAAGUUAUUUAUAAGAUAGUAAUGGCUGGGGAGUAUUUGGUCAAUUAAUUGAUAAAACUGGUGUUAAAAUUGGAAAUAAUAUAUAAAUUAAUGCUAAAUCUCAAGGUUAAUGUCAUUCUCCAAAAGUAGCACUAUUAUAGGACGAUACAGUUGUAAUAAUAUAUGUUGAUGGAGAUCCUUAGAUAAGUGAAGCAAUAAUAAUGGCUUAAAAAUUUGAUAAGUAAUUGCAAAGAAUUGGAGACGAAUUUUAAGUUGGUACAUUUUAAUAUUUUUCGUUCAAUUUAAGAGGUGAUACAUAAUGGUCAAUAGUAAGUUUAAAAAAUGGAGGUUUUGUUAUUGAAUAUUUAUCACAGAAUACCUAUUAUCAUUAUACUGUUUGCCUAAAUUUCUAUGAUUCACUAAGCAACUUGGUAGCUAAAUAGUAAAUUGUAGGAUAAUCAGAAAUAUUGCUCUAUUCUCCAUUAUUAGCUGCUACUGAUACAACUGUUGCUUAUUUAUGUAAUUAAUUAUUUAUGGGAUUUACAGUUUAUUUGUAUUCAUUAGAUGGAAGUUUACUAUAACAAAAAUAAUUGAAUAUAUUUAACUAGUUUCGUCUUGCAAGGGUAUUUUUCGAGCAUACCAAUGAUUUUUAUGCAGUAGGGUAUAUAAAGUAGUAAGAAAAAUAUUGUGUUUAAGUAUAAUUCUUCAAUAAAUAAUUUGUUGAAUUUGGAGAUCCAAUAACUAUUAAAUAAUUAGAUUCUUAUUCAGAGAUUUAAAUGUAUUUAUGUGAUGAAGGAUUAUUAUUUUUAUUACAUUUGAGAGUAAAACAGUAAGAUGUUUAAGAGCUUUAUUUAUUAAAGGACAAAUAAUAUUCCCUAAUAAAUACAUUCCACAUAGAUGCUUCCUAUUUUCCAACAAUAAAUGAAUACAAGAAUUUUAAGAUUAUUCCAAGCUUGAAUUAAUAAUACUUUAUUCUAUGGGUAAAGGAAAAUAGAUUUAGUGUUUAAGAUAAAUAUCACCUUUAUUUAUAGUUUUUAUCUUAUGAUUAAUAAAUAAUUGUAAAAGAUUAGAUUAUUUGUUAAUUGAAUUGUUAAACAUGUUAAGAUCCUACUAUUUGUGAUUAAUGUCUUGAAAAUUAUUACUAAAACGAGAAUCGAUGUGACGCUGUUUGUGAAAUAGGAUGUGCUUACUGUAAUUUUCCACAUUAUUGUACUUUAUGUUAAGAAGGCUAUUAUUUAAAUGAAGAAGGAAAAUGCUCUAAACUUCCUAUUUAUUAACCUUAAGUUUUAAUAGAAUACGAAGGAGGUGAAGUUUUUGCAAAAGUUCAAACGUUAAAUGAAGGAUUAAAAGCUUAUUUUUCUUGCUUCCUUUCAUAUGUAAAUGUGAAAAUAAUGGAUGGAUAAUAAAUAGUAAAUAGUUUUUCUAUUAAUGUCUAAAAUCCAGCUUAUUAUACUUAGAGAACAAUGUUCUAUGAAGAUGAAAAUAUCAUUUUUGUUUUCUAUUUGUAAAAUGGAGAAAUAUAAGUACAAAGAUUUGAUGUAAAUUCUAAUCUAUUAAGUUAAGUAAUUUUAGACAUUUCAUAAUUUUCUGGAAUUUAGAUUUCAAAUUAUGCCAUAUUUUUAGAACCAAUUUAGGGUUUCUAAUAUAUUCUUACAUUUUAUGAAUAAAAAGUUAUUGAAAAUUCAAUUUACAAUUUUAACUAUAUUAAUUUUUAUUAUGCUAAAUUAGAUUUAGGAUUAUAAAAAGUAGAAGAUAUUUAGAAAAUUUUUACAUUAGAAUAAUAAAUUGGGAUUGGUCUUAUUAGAGGAUUUGAUUAUAUUACAUUAUUUGAUUAAUAUGGCCAGAGGUACAAAAUACAAAAAGAUAAAAUUGAAGAAAAGUUCUGUGAUAACGCUCGAUUGUAUGAUGGAGGCUCAUGUAGUUUACCCUCAACAGAAACCUGGAAUGUAAUCAAAUUAUUUGAAGCAUUUGGAUUUAAUUAAUUAAUUGAUGGUGAUAAUAAUAUACAAAUUUAGUAUAAAAUUGAGGAUGCCUCAGGAUAAACUCAAUUCAAAAAUACAAAUGUUUUGAAUAAAAGUAUGAAUAGAUAAAAUAUUGUUAAAGUAUUUAAAUAUAUCAACUCAUUUGUUGUCUUUAUUUAAGUAGAGAAUUUAGAUUAAUAAUAUGAAUAAAGAUAUUUGAUAGCUUAAUUUAUAUAUAAUACUGGUAGGAAAAUAGGAGAUUAGAUAUAUAUUUGUUCUAUGCCCCAAAAUGUCUUGGAAGUUAUUUAAUAUCAGAAUGGAUUCAAAAUAUUAAUGUAAAAAGAUGAAUGUAAUGAUGUAACAUGCUCUUGUCGUUUAUUGUAGACGAUAUUUGAUAGAGAAAAUGACCUGCCAGAUCCUGAUCAGCCUUAAUAAAUAACGAAAGACCCUAUUAAAGAUGGAAAAGGUAUUGAAAUUGUAGAUAAAUGUAUUUAAGAGCCAAUUAAGGAUCUUAUGAAAUACUCUAACAAUGAUUAUGCAAUUCUAUAUAUUUGUUAGAAUGUUUUGAGAAUCAGAAAAUUCAAUUCUUCUGGGGAAGAAAUAAAAUUUGUUGAAAUUACUAUUGAAAAUAUUCAUCUUUUUGAUGCAACUAUAGUAAAUGAUCUAAUCUACAUGAUUAUAGUUUAUGAUUCAGAUAAAAAAAUUAGUAAGGUUUAUAAAUUAGAUGAAAUUACAAAUUAAUUGAUACCAUAAUUGGAUCAGAGUUGUGAGUUAGAUACUUAGGAUAUUAAAAAUUGA
Paramecium tetraurelia is the source of this 3771-nucleotide messenger RNA. RefSeq lists its product as uncharacterized. NCBI's taxonomy places the organism in Eukaryota, Ciliophora, Oligohymenophorea, Peniculida, Parameciidae. The transcript has a single exon. The record is from RefSeq and is a predicted model, not a curated record.